Molecule: messenger RNA, 2255 nt
Organism: Hordeum vulgare subsp. vulgare (domesticated barley)
Lineage: Eukaryota; Viridiplantae; Streptophyta; Magnoliopsida; Poales; Poaceae
Product: protein NETWORKED 4B-like
Exons: 3
Coding region: 165-2012 (615 amino acids)
Cellular component (GO): vacuolar membrane
Molecular function (GO): actin binding
Source: RefSeq, a predicted model, not a curated record
GGUUCACUCACCAGGGCCGUGGACGCCAAGCACCCACUCCCUCCCCCCCGUCCUACGCCGCCCCCAUCGCCGCUCCUCUCCGGCCGGGAAAGGAGGCCCCUCGCCGGCCGCGCGGAUCCCCGCCUCCGGUCUACCUUUUAGAAGAUUCCCUAUUUCUUGUGAGAAUGAAGCGUAUGCAUAGAAUGCCCACAAGGAAGGCCCAUUCAUGGUGGUGGGACAGUCAUAUUAGUCCCAAAAACAACAAAUGGCUAGCUGAUAAUCUAGAAGAGAUGGAUAAGCAAGUUAAAGAGAUGCUGAAGCUCAUUGAGGAUGAAGGAGAUUCUUUUGCAAAGAAGGCUGAGAUGUAUUACCAACGGCGGCCUCUGCUUGUUACACAUGUUGAAAAUUUCUAUCGCAUGUAUCGUGCCCUUGCUGAGCGUUAUGACAAUGUGACCGGGGAACUACGAAAAAACAUGCCAUCAUCUCUCCAAUCACAGGGCUCAGGUAUAUCUGAAUCUGACUCUGAGGCACAGUCUACUCCCGCAUCUCCUGAGUCUGAAAAGAAGACCUCAAAACAGAAGGGUAAAAAGGGAAGUGAUGGAUCAUCAUCAUCUUCUUCUUCUGAUUCUGAUUCCGAGGUUGAUGAAGCGAACCAAGAGAAUGGCAAUGGGAUUACUCAUGCACUGAACGAACGAGUUAUUGAGCUGGAAGAUGAACUCAAGGAAGCAAUGGAGAAACUUGAGGCACUCGAGGAAAAGAAUAUGCGCUGCCAAUGUGAAAACCUUGAAGAGAAGUUGCUAGCUUCGCAAUCAGAAAUCAACAACCUUCAGAAGGAUCUUGAAGAAAAGGUCCGUUCAUUGGAUAAUAUCAAAGAAAUUAGCAGUGAAAAGGAGGAUUUGGAAGCUGCAGUUCUGGAAAACAAGAACAAGUUUGAGGAAUUAAAAGGAGAAAUGGCCUUAGCAGCUAAGCAUCACGAGGCCCAACUUUCAUAUCGUGACCUUGAAAUUGAGAAAUGCAAGCGGGAGCUUGAGCAAGUAUCUGAGAGGUAUACCUAUGAUAAGUGUACUCUUGAGGCUGAAAUCAGAGAGCUCCAAGAAGUGGUCAAGAACUUGGAAGGGAACUUGGCAAAACUGACGGAAGAGAAGUUGCAGCUUGAGGCACAGGUUAUGGAGCUUGAACAAACAUCUCACAGCCUAGAUGAUUCAUCUGCUGAAAUUAAGAAGUUACAAAAGGUAAUCAAGGAUCUGCAAGCAAGACUGGAAAAUGAUUCAAAUGAGAAGAGGGUGCUUGAGGAACGUGCUAUCGAGUUUGAGCAAGUUCAUGGGGAGUUGGAGGAUUCGAGGGCUGAAACGGUGGAGCUACAAACUAGAAUUGAGAAACUCAAAGCUGAUCUGGAAGGAGCACUUCAAGAGAAAUCGGUGUUGGAGGGCUGUGUCAAGGAUCUGGAACAUGCCAUUGCUAGUAAGUUGGAGAAAUUCUCUCUUGAGAAGUCCUCUCUCGAUGCUGAGAUCCUACGACUGUCCGAAGCUAAUGCUUCUCUUGAAGAUAAGUUGUCAUCCACAGAGGCGCAGCUUAAGCAACUUCAUGCCGAAAAGGCAGAAGCAUCUGCUGAGAGUGAGAAGCUGAUCUCUGGAUUGAAGCAAGAUAUUGCCAAUCUUAAGACAGAGCUCGAGUUACUGUCCUCACAGAAAGCUGCAGUUGAUAAUAAGGUGUCUGGUUUGCUGAGUGAUCUCACAACUCGUGAUGAAAAGAUGAAGGAGAUGGAUAGCCACUUGCAUCAGCUGCACCUGGAGCAUGUGCAAGUGAUUGCAGAGGCAGAUGCCGCACGGAAGUCCGUGGCGGACCUGCAUGUACGGGUGCGUGAGCUCGAGGAAGAGGUUGAGAAGCAGAAGCUCAUGGCCUUCGACAGCGCAGAGGGGAAGCGGGAGGCAAUCAGGCAGCUGUGCUUCUCCCUCGAGCACUACCGCGACGGGUAUCAGCAGCUCCGGCAAGUUCUGCAGGGCCACAAGAGGCCGAUGGUGAUGGCAACGUGAUCAGCCAGCCAGCAGCUUGCUGGAUGCCGAAAAUCAGGAUGUCAAUGUAAUGUAAACAUCCCUUUCCCUUCCCCUUUCUUCAUGUAGCUUUGGUCUACUCCUUAGUGGAUUUGGUAAAACUUGUGCUCUGUAGUUACUUCAGGUACCGGUACCCUAUGAUGUGUGUGAUGUAAUAUAUUAUGGAUCAUUAUGGCAUUCCUUCUUCAAUCAAUCUACCUGCUGCCGCUGUGACUCUGAAGAUAA